GAUGGUCGUGCCCGCUUUCCGGGUUUUCUGUGUGUCCGGUCCUCUCUCCCCCUCCCUUCGGGAGCGCGCUGGUGCUCCUUCUCGCAAACACUCAUCUUUAUCGCACUCUCACCCAAGUCUCGUGUCUGUGGAGUUUGGCACACGCUCGCCGUGUCAUCUAAAAAUGUCGGUGUAGACGAGAACAGAGGAAAGAGAAGCCGAGGGAAGAUGAAAUCGGCGCGUCUGUGGAUACUUGUCUGUUUGGCGACUGCGUGUUGUCAGCUUGGCACCGGUGAUAGAUACGGUUGUCUGUUUGAUGGAGGCCUGUGUUCCAGUGGUCAGGUUUGCUGGGAUGAUGAGCUGUUUGGUCAGUGUCUUGCACAAAAGCAGGAAAGGUUUCGCUACAGGGUGACUGCAGUUCUACUGGACAGACUGCAGUCAUUGCUGCAGACGCUCAUGAAGAAAGGAUUAACUUGGCAGGAUGAUGUCACCCAAUCAAUGAUAAAGAAAGAGCUCAGCAAAGUUCCGAAGAUCCCACUGUCUUCUGGGAUAAAGAAUGGCCCAUCCACAGAGUCUCAGAGUGGCCCUGCAAACCAGCUCAAACCCAAAAUGGUGCAGCCCUAUAUGGACUACAUGAUUGUUGAUCCACCUCAGUCAUCUCUCCACAUGCAGAGCCUGGAUCCUUAUAGUUACCAGCGAUAUGGUUACCAAGAUGAAGAGGAGCGUUCUUUGAACCUGGUGGAUGGAGGCAGAUACCCACCGGCCUCCUCUCGCAUUAGGGGAAAUUCACAGCUUCCUCCAUCUCUAGAUAAAGAUGAUCAGCUUCUGCAGGAUCUGAUGACUCUCCUGCUUUCUUCACCUGCACAGCCUACAUCACGCCAUCGUGUGGCAGCACCUCACUCCACCUCAUCUUUUUUCCAGGAUUUGGACUUCCCACUUGACUACAAGGACUAUAACAAGGACUUCUUUUCCCAGGAUGAAAAGAUUAAUAACCAACAGGAGCAAAAGAAAGGUCCUCAGAAGUAUGGAGUGUUUUCUGGGCACAGCGGACCCACUCAGCAGAGCCUGAAUGAGCUGCUCCUGCAACAUGGAUUUGAUUUAAACCAUCUGAACCCUGAGGAGAUGGAGCGUCUGUUCACUGUCCUUCAGCUCCUGCAAAAUGAACCUACAAACAAUCUGAGAAAAUCUGAAACAAAGGAUUCCUCAGUGUCUCCAAAAGUGAUGAAGAUUACGGAGGGGGAGAUGACCCAUGUGGUGGAGAAGGCUUCUGUCCCAGCUAAAAAUUCCUCCUUCAAUUCUCCACUCCACCCCGGGUCCGAAACCUCCCCCCAGGGUUUUCAAGGGGCCUCCCAGGAUAACUCCAUCCCAAUAGGUUCUAGUUCACUAGGACCUUCAUCUCUCAAACAAGAAGAUGGACGACUUGGAAAGGGAGCCUUCAGUGCGAAGCCAGAAAAGAAUGAAACCAAGUUUAAAGAGGAAUUUGGAUACAUUGUCACCAAUCAAAGCCUUCUCACUCUGUCUGAUGGGGUUCAUCUACUGAAGACCCUUGCUGAGAGGAUCCAUCUCACCACUGGCUCUUUCAUCAAUAUCAGUGUGGUUGGUCCAGCUGUCACUUUCCGGGUGCUCCCAAACAGCCAGAAUUUAACAGCAAGUGAGGUGUCAGAACAAGCAGUGGCUCAAAAGAACCUUCUAGAAACAGAGACCGGUCUAAAGGUGCUUCAGGCAGGUGUCGGGGAGAAAAACGAUGGCCAUGCGUUGCCAGUGGCAACACGUGUACGUGACAACACCCAGUGGGUGUUCCUCAUGUUUGUGGGUGUGGCUUGUGUGGGUGGACUCCUGGUGGGGGCACUGACCAUCGCGUGCCUGCGCACCCAUGCCCGCCAGUUGGCCUCAGGGAAACUGGGACUUGGACCCGAGGCAGGAAAUGUGACGCAUUAUGAGUACCAGGAUCUUUGUCGGCAGCACAUGGCUGCUAAGUCCUCUCUUGGAAGGCAGGACUGCGGGGUCGGAGCUGCAGGUGGUGCUGGUCAAGGAGGAGGGGGAGGUGGUGGGGGAGGAACGGAUACGUCACGAGUCAGCAGCGUGUCAUCACAGUUUAGUGAUGCGGCUCAGCCCAGCCCUAGUUCUCACAGCAGCACCCCCUCCUGGUGUGAGGAGCCAGCGCAGUCUAAUAUGGAUAUAUCUACGGGGCACAUGAUACUGGCGUAUAUGGAGGAUCAUCUAAAGAAUAAAGACCGUUUGCUCAAAGAGUGGGAGGCUCUGUGCUCCUACCAGGCAGAACCCAGCACCAUCUCAGCUGCCCAAAGCGAAAGUAAUGUCAAGAAGAAUCGCUGCGCCGAUGCCGUGCCCUAUGAUCAUUCUAGAGUGAAGCUGAAGGCCGAGAUUAACCCUUCCAGGACAGAUUACAUCAAUGCCAGCACCAUUAUCGAGCAUGACCCCCGGAUGCCUGCGUAUAUUGCCACCCAAGGUCCUCUUUCACACACCAUCUCUGAUUUCUGGCAGAUGGUUUGGGAAAGCGGGUGUACAGUCAUAGUGAUGAUGACGGCUCUGGUUGAGGACGGAGAAAAGCAGUGCGAUCGCUAUUGGCCUGAUGAGGGCUCCUCUCUCUACCACAUCUAUGAGGUGAACCUGGUGUCUGAGCAUAUCUGGUGUAAUGACUUUCUGGUGCGGAGUUUCUACCUGAAAAACGUCCAAACCCAGGAAACUCGUACCCUCACUCAGUUCCACUUCCUGAGCUGGCCUGCACAGGGCAUACCCACCUCCACAAGGCCUCUGCUGGACUUCCGCAGGAAAGUCAAUAAGUGCUACCGUGGCCGCUCCUGCCCCAUCAUUGUGCACUGCAGUGAUGGUACAGGCCGGACUGGAACAUACAUCCUGAUCGACAUGGUUCUGAACCGCAUGGCUAAAGGAGUAAAGGAGAUCGAUAUUGCUGCAACCCUAGAACACAUUCGAGACCAGAGGCCAGGAAUGGUGCGCACCAAGGAUCAGUUUGAGUUCGCACUGACCGCUGUGGCAGAAGAGGUUAAUGCUAUUCUGAAAGCUCUACCGCAAUGAAUCGAAUGCCCAUGACCCAACAGGCACACAAACGCAUACAUACACACUCACAAAUUACACGCAUGAGUGCAUACACACUUUCUGUGGCCACUGAGGUUAGUAUUAGGGAUGUGCAUGAGUAAUCAUCUAGUCGAGUAUUCGCUCUACACCUAGCUACUAAAAAUAAUAAUCUAUUAGCAAAUUGGAUUUUCUUUUCGCUCUUACUGUAUCCUUCACUUAAAUCAAGUACAGCUAAAGGGUGUUGGGUUGCACUGUGCUGUAGAGGGGUGAGAGAUUUUAUUGUGCAAUAUUUUAAUCUUUAUGGUUCUUGCUAGUCAUGCUUUCCAUUAGAUAAAGAUCCACUUUUACGGUGCCAAGAGUUGUAAGAAACUAUUCGUGCAGCCUUUUCUUCACAGCAGACUCUGCUAUUAGCAAAUUAAAAUGUCGACUUGAUUUAUGAAUAAUAUUAUGAUAAAAUAGGUAAAUAGCAGAUUUUAAACAUUAAAAUUAGAUUUUAUUUUUAACUCGGUGGGUAAUAGAGCUUUUAUAAUUAUUUGAAAUCUUUUAAGAAAGGCAUAGUUUAAUUUAUUUUGUGAAACCAUUAUAAGCAUCGUGUAGGCUUAUGUCUGCGAAUAAAACUGAAAAAUAUUGUCUUUAUUAAAUGAUUUUUGUUUUCAGUGUUACUGUACUUGACCUCAAAAUUACUCAGUGCCAUCCCUACUCAUUUUUGCUGCUUUCCUGCAACUGAACCCAAAACCCAACUCAAAACCCAACCAGUUUUGCCAAAUAUUACCUUCCCACAGCAUGUAACAUGAAAUCCCCUUAAAUAUAAUGCUCACACACAACAGAUACACUACUUGGACCUGUAUUUAAGCUCUUCUUGGGUCUGAUUUCUUCCUCGCCUUCACUCUUGGUAACAAAGAUGUAAUUAUCUAAAGGGAAAUGCGUUUCUCAUUAUUUCUCCCUCUGUUUCAACGCGGUGAUGACUUAGUCCUGUUACGUACAUUUCAUCAAGUGUAACGUGAGUUUGCUUCACAAUCCACUCGUUUACUUGGGAGGGAGAACAGAAAGUGUCACGAGCAAAAAGUGUUGCUGUC
This is a messenger RNA of Puntigrus tetrazona (Sumatra barb), 4109 nucleotides long. It is a transcript of the gene ptprnb, whose product is annotated as protein tyrosine phosphatase receptor type Nb. NCBI's taxonomy places the organism in Eukaryota, Metazoa, Chordata, Actinopteri, Cypriniformes, Cyprinidae. The transcript is spliced from 23 exons. The coding region runs from base 208 to 3033 and encodes 941 amino acids. The record is from RefSeq and is a predicted model, not a curated record. Gene Ontology annotation, cellular component: secretory granule. Gene Ontology annotation, biological process: protein dephosphorylation. Gene Ontology annotation, molecular function: protein tyrosine phosphatase activity.